This is a messenger RNA of Nymphaea colorata (pocket water lily), 2335 nucleotides long. RefSeq names its product CBL-interacting serine/threonine-protein kinase 12-like. Gene Ontology annotation, biological process: protein phosphorylation; signal transduction. The transcript has 2 exons. Lineage: Eukaryota; Viridiplantae; Streptophyta; Magnoliopsida; Nymphaeales; Nymphaeaceae. Bases 450 to 1862 code for a protein of 470 amino acids. Gene Ontology annotation, molecular function: protein kinase activity; ATP binding. The record is from RefSeq and is a predicted model, not a curated record.
CGCACCUUCUCCCCACUCCUGUCUCUCUCUUCAUCCUGCUCUGUAUUUUCUCCCACUUUAUAAGCCCAAAAUUCUCGGUCACUUGCAGAAACGCUUCCUGCUCGCCUCUCUCUCACGGGAAGCAGCAACCACCAUUUCCUUUCAUUUGUUAACUGACGUCCCUACUCGUAUCCUUCGUUUGCGUUCAGGUAGAAAGGAGUUCUCUCUAUUUCAUCGCGCUAAAUUCGGAGAAGGGGAGGAAGAAACAUUUGGCAUAUUCUGUAUACUCUGUUUCCGUUCCCUCCCCCCUAAAAUCAAGGCCGAGAACACCGCCUUUUCACAACGGAAACGCCGGAGCUUUUUCCCCAUUUGGCAGAGUCGGAGAGGAGUCCAUCUCAACGGUGGACUCUAGGAAACAGAAAACACAAGGUAAAAAAGAAGAGGAAAGCGGCGAUUGAUUAGCAGCGUGAAUGGAGGCACUGUCUGCUGCGGGGAACGAGGGGAGGAGGCCGGAGGCUGUGAUUUUCGGGAAGUAUGAGCUGGGGAGGCUGCUGGGACACGGCGCGUUCGCCAAGGUGUACCAUGCGAGGGAGGUGAAGACGGGGCGGAGCGUGGCGAUCAAGGUGAUGAGCAAGCAGAGGAUCGUGAACGGCGGCUUCGUCUCCCACAUCAAGCGAGAGAUCUCCAUCAUGCGGCGGCUGCGCCACCCCAACAUCGUCCGCCUCUUCGAGGUGCUCGCCACCAAGACCAAGAUCUACUUCGUCAUGGAGUUCGUGAAGGGCGGGGCGCUCUUCGACAAGGUGGCCAAGGGCCGCCUCAAGGAGGACGUCGCCCGCCGCUACUUUCAGCAGCUUGUCUCCGCCGUCCGCUUCUGCCACUCGCGCGGCGUCUUCCACCGCGACCUCAAGCCCGAGAACCUGCUCGUCGACGACGCCGGAAACAUGAAGGUCUCCGACUUCGGCCUCUCCGCCGUCUCGGAACAGGUCCGCCACGACGGUCUCUUCCACACCCUCUGCGGCACCCCGUCCUAUGUCGCCCCGGAGGUCCUCGCCAAGAAGGGGUACGACCCCCGGAAGAUCGACAUUUGGUCCUGCGGGGUCAUACUCUUCGUUCUGGUCGCGGGGUACCUCCCCUUCAACGACCACAACCUCAUGGCCAUGUACCGAAAGAUCUACAGAGGGGAGUUCCGCUGUCCUCGGUGGGUGUCCCCUGAGCUCCGCUGGCUGCUCCACCGUCUUCUGGACACCAACACCGAAAGGAGGAUCACCACCGACGAGAUCCUACGGGAUCCUUGGUUCAGAAAAGGCGGCUACCAGGAGGUCCAGCCCUACUCCGACGACGACAGCGACGAUGACGGCAAAUGCUGGUGGUGGUGCCGCGACGGAACUGACUCUGAAUCUCCGUUGUCAUCGCCGACGGCGUUCUCUUCCUCCUCUCCAUUGCCUACCUCCUCUUCCGGCAGCUCCGUCGUAGACGAAAAGGAAAGGGAGGAGCUACCGACACUGAACGCAUUCGACAUCAUAUCCUUCUCGCGGGGAAUCAAUCUCUCGGGCCUAUUCGAAGGAUCGAAAUGCCAAUCAGAGAAUAGGUUCAUCUCCGGCGAACCUAUGUCCACCAUCGUCGACACGCUGGAAGAGGUAGCCAAAACGGUCAGAUUCACGGUGAGAAAGAAGAACUUCAGGGUUGAUCUCGAAGGGGAGAGCCAUGGCCACAUGGUCGUGGUGGCGGAAAUGUUCAGGCUGACGGGCUCGCUGCUGUUGGUGGAGGUAAAGAAAAAGGUCGGCGACGUCCAUGCGUACGAGGAAUUCUGGGCGAGGAAGCUCUGUCCCGCUCUACGGGACUUGGUGUUCAAACCCCUCCCCGCCUUUCCGAAUUCAGAGUAGGGUCAGAUUCAGUUCCGUAUGAUAUAGUGGCUUUUUAGAGUAGAGAAAAGGACCCUUGUGGGACUCAGGUGCUCCCACGCCUUGUGAUCUCGUCAACACGUGCACCCUUUCUCCGGCCACCACAGCUCGACCACACUUUUAGUUUCCGGCGAGUUUCCGGCGGUCCGGCGGCCUCUAUGCUGGGGUCCCAUUAAAACAGAGGAAGUAUAGGAAGGAAGAAAGUAAGUUUGACGAGUGAAGACAAAACUACUAUCGUGUACAGCGAGAAACACGAAUACCCAUUUCAGAUUACAGUCUUUCUAGAUAACAAAAAUUGGCAAAAGUUGAGGCAAGAGCCUUCUAUUUUGUUUUGUGGGUCGGAGAUCUGCUUGGGAUCAUGCUGCCAGAGGAAAAGGUGCCAUUCUUUUCCCUCUGGAUAUUGAGUGAUUUAUAAAUAUAAUAAUCAGACCGGGAGAUCGAUUCCUUCUGUUUUU